GCCCGCCCGCCGGGGCCUGUGCGCUGCGGCGCGUGCGCGAGCGGUGCAGCACCGGCCGCGGGAGCAGGGAGUAUUAUGGGCUGUGGGUGCCGCUGAGCAAGAUGGAGCUGUCUGCAGUGGGCGAGCGGGUCUUCGCGGCCGAAUCUAUCAUCAAACGGCGGAUCCGCAAGGGACGCAUCGAGUACCUGGUGAAAUGGAAGGGGUGGGCGAUCAAGUACAGCACUUGGGAGCCCGAGGAGAACAUCCUGGACUCGCGGCUCAUUGCCGCCUUCGAGCAGAAGGAGAGGGAGCGUGAGCUGUAUGGACCCAAGAAGAGGGGACCCAAACCCAAAACUUUCCUCCUGAAGGCCCGGGCGCAGGCGGAGGCCCUCCGCAUCAGUGAUGUGCAUUUCUCUGUCAAGCCGAGCGCCAGCGCCUCCUCGCCCAAGCUGCACUCCAGCGCAGCCGUGCACCGGCUCAAGAAGGACAUCCGCCGCUGCCACCGCAUGUCCCGCCGCCCCCUGCCCCGCCCAGACCCCCAAGGAGGCAGCCCUGGCCUGCGCCCACCCAUCUCGCCCUUCUCCGAGACAGUGCGAAUUAUCAACCGCAAGGUGAAGCCCCGCGAGCCCAAGCGGAACCGCAUCAUCCUCAAUCUGAAAGUGAUCGACAAAGGCCCAGGCGCAGGGGCUGCGGCGCAGGGCACAGGGGCGCUUGCCCGUCCCAAAGUCCCAUCGAGGAACCGCGUCAUCGGCAAGAGUAAGAAGUUCAGCGAGAGCGUCCUGCGCACCCAGAUCCGCCACAUGAAGUUUGGCACCUUCGCCCUGUACAAGCCCCCUCCUGCCCCUCUGUCCCCCCCGCCUGCCGGCAAAGCUGACGUCCCCGCUCCGCCAGGCCAGGGGCUGCUCCUGGCCAACCCUGCCGCCCCCUACGAUGCCCGCAGCUCCAGCUCCUCAGGCUGCCCCUCGCCCACACUGCAGUCCUCCGACCCCGAUGACACGCCCCCCAAGCUGCUCCCUGAGACCACCAGCCCCCCAGCCCCCAGCUGGCCCGAGCCGGAGGUGCUCGACCUGUCCAUCCCCCCGGAGUCAGCGGCCACCAGCAAGCGGGCACCACCUGAUGUCACUGCUGCUGCCACCCAGGCACUUCCUGUGGCCCUGGAGCCUUCCAGUGCUGCCCCCGAGCCUGAGGCUGGGGAUUGGCGUCCUGAGAUGUCACCCUGCUCCAAUGUGGUUGUCACCGAUGUCACCAGCAACCUCCUGACCGUCACUAUCAAGGAAUUCUGCAACCCUGAGGAUUUCGAGAAGGUGGCUGCUGGGGUGACAGGUGCUGUGGCCGGGGGUGGCAGCAGUGUGGUGAGCAAGUGAGGGGCUCCCCAGAGGAGGAGGGCGGGGGGCUCCUGCCUGAAGGCACGCCUGUGCUCCCGCCUCACCCCGCCCUCAGACCCGUCUGCCUGUGCUUUGCUUGUCUCAAAUGGCGCCGUGCUGACCCAGGGAUGGGGUUGGGCAGUUGGCACCCCAGAGGCCCGUGGGCAGGAUAGUCUGGGUCAGGUCAGGUCUGGGACAGCACACACGUUCGCCUCUGGGCACUGGUCCUGCCCUGUGCAGUGGGCCUGCCGGGCUUCUAGGGAGCCCCAGGACCUGGUCACCUGCCCUAUCUACAUCCCACCCCACCUCUCCUCUGCUUGCUUCUUGCUUGUGUACAGUGUCUGACCUCGGUGCUAAUCCAGCAGCUGGGGGUCCCUAGGAGACCCUCACCCGGGGUGGGCAUGAUCCCUUUCCUUCCUGCAGACAUCUUGCAGGAGGGGGCAGGGAUGGCUUCCUGCCCAUUUGGCAAAGCCCCAGACAGUGAAGGAUGAGACCAGUGGGCCCCUCCCUCUCCACCAGUGAGGGCGGCAGCAGCUGGGCCAGAGGCCGGGCCUCACUGCCUCCUUAUGGACCAGGCCCAAGCAGACCCCCUGGGCCCCACUCUGGCUGCUUCCAACCCUGCUCUUGCAGGUGGGAGGAGCUGGCACCCUGCCACAGCCUCCUGGCAUCUAAAGGCCCCUUCAGUUCUUGACCAAAGGUGCUACAAGAACCUGCUGUGGAAGCUUCCGGCUGAGUGUGCAUCUGCCCCAGGGCGUGUGUGACGUGGGUCCACGUGUGUGCUGGGUGGGGGCCGUGGGCCCUCCUGGCAGCACCCUUUGCAGCUCCUCAGAACAGGGUCCCUGAAGGCCUGGCCCUGCCCUUUGCUCAGGCCUGGCACCGUCGUGUCCACACUAGUGCCCGGCCUCUCUUCCCUACCCCGUGUGCCAGGGGCACUGAGCCCCAGGCCCUUUUCUGGGUGGUCAGCAUGGCCGGGUGGGCCUUCCCUGCAGACCCGGCUUGGUGGGAACCGCGGAAGAGUGUGGGGAGCCCCAGGUGAGCCUCCCCUUCCUCCAGGGCGUUGGGGGAAGGGGGUGGCCGGAGGCCCCCGGAGGGUCUCCCAUUCUCCCACCCUCCCGUCUGCUUCUGACGCUGAGGCUUUCUCUCAGCCCAGCCUGCUCGGAGCGGCGGGAGGCCUCCGGUGCCCUAGGCAGCUUCUGUUGCCCUCUGCUGCCAGGGCACUGAGGCACCUAUGCCGGUGGCAGAGGCCAAAGCCCCAGCUUUAGGCCAGGCACUGGGAGCAGGGGCGGCGGGCUGGAGACCACAGAGGAGCCUGUGCCCUGGAGGACAAGGGUAUUGUCCCCUGGGGUGGGGCUGGGCCCCCCGGCAGCCCACUCUUGGCCACUGCCAGGGAUGUAGGUGGGUGUGGAUGGCAGUUUCCGCAUGUGGCUUAAGCUGGGUCCCCAGUGUGUUUGGCCUUUGUACCUCCUCGCUGGGAAGCAAGAUGGCAAAAGGCAGGCAGGAGGCGGGAAGGGAGCCCGUCAGAGACUGAGCUAGCACGUUGGGCCCUGGGGAGCGCUCCUGUGAGUCUCCCGCUGGGGGCUGCAGCACGGUCCCCCAGCGCACCCCUGGGGUGCAGGACAGGGCCUCCCUCGGCAGCACUCCGGGUCCCUCCCCACCCCGCCCUUUGUGUGGGCUCUGUGACCGUCCAAGUGCCAAUUGGCUUUUCCCCCAAAUAAGGGCUGGUGCUUCUCCUCUGCCUUCAGAGGCGACUCCCCCAGCCCCUCCCCAGGUGAGCCACCACCUGGGCCACUUACAGGUGUUUCCAGAGACCAUGGAAAUGUGUUUUCCUGAGAAUCUGUGUCAUUCGUGACUUUUUGUAAAGAAGUUGUGUUUUCAGAGGUGAUUUUAUGACAGGAAAGUGAAAGAAUUAGUUUUUCAAAAAAUGAAAAAAAGAAAAAAAAGAGGAAAAAAAAGAAAUAGAAAAAACUAUCGUGGGAUUCCUAAGGGAGUGGGGUGGGGGGAGAAAGAUAUUUAAAGAGAACGUAGUGAUGCGGCAUUGCACAGGCGAGGUGGCCACGGGGGUCAAGCCUGAGCCCCGCUGGGGGUCCCCUGGGGCUGGGGCAUCCUCCUCCGCCCCAGGCAGGGUGAGCCUUUCCGCUGAGCUGGCCCACGUCCACACCCGUCCUUACUAAAGGGAAGGAAGACAGCUGGCCCCAAGGGAGCAAGCCAGAAGCCCCGCAGGCAGCCCAGUGAAUGGAGGCCACGGUUGCCGAGGUUGCGGGAGGUAGGGCCCUGGUCCUGCCACUGUGACUCCUUGGUGGCUUCCUCCAGGAAGGCCGGUGGAUUCUUCCUCUUCUGCACUCCAUUGCCAGCUUGUUGGGUCAUGUAGUCCCCAGUACUGCCACCCUGUGGGACCUUUUCAUCACCCUGAGACCGGAACUUCCUGAGCUUCCUGGCCAGGAAGAGGCCGUGGACCCUGUGAGACUUAGGCAGUGACUGGGACUGGGGGUGACUGGGAGACGGGACUGCCCAUCUCUUCCCAUGCGCAGGCUGCUGCCCAGGCCCCAAGUCAAGCAGCCUGCCCCGCCUUGGGCGCGUGCACAGCUGCCUCUGGGAGGGCGUCCCCAGGGCCUGAGCGCGCACAGCGCUGGGCGGCCUGCCCACCCCGACCCUCACACUUGCACGGGUUGGCCUCCGUGGGCCCCUCCACACCCCUUGCUGCUUUUCCAUUUGCCUGAUUACCAAGCAAAAGUUGCAAUCUGGUUUGCUUUAUUUUUGUAUGUGAAAUAGCCCCCAGAGCCCGAUGUCCUCCCAUGUUCACGGUGGGUGGCCAUUGGUCACCUCCCCUUGAACGCACUGCUUCCCACCUACGUGUCAUAGGAGAUAGGAGAGGUCUGGUGUCUCUGGUUUGAGGUGGACAGUGGGACCUGUCCCUGUCUCAUUUCCCCUCUGAACCUCGGCGUGGCCAUCCCUGUGAGAGGCACCUGGGCCUGAGGCACUGCUAGUGUCUGAGGAUGUGGGGUGCUUGUGGCUACCAGCACUGGGCCUCCAGGUGCCCACGGACCCAUUGCUUCUCACUCUGCACAGGGGUCAAGGUCAAAAUGAGCCUCCUCCCUCUGAUCCGGGAGGAGGUGAUGACCAAGUCCCUGGCUGCAGAGAGGUGGCAGGGUCGGAGCUUCUCCCCACUUCAGAGGAGGCAAAGCUGCUUCAUGGGGUGUCGUGCCAGGCAGCGCCCAGGAUGCCCAUCCUCUGGGGAGCAGCCCCUGAAAAGGUGGGGACCCCAUGACCAGCGCACGGUCAGCAGCCGAUCCCGGGGCUGAGUGGUCAGCUGGGUGGGUCCAGGCCAAUGGGCCUGCCCGAUGGAGGAUCAGCUGCGGGGAGAACUGUUAAGGGGUCUGGGCUGCUGCCGGUAUCCGAGGCCCCUCCUGAGAGAUGCUCUCCUUUCCCUCACUUUUCUGUCGUUUCGGGGGCUCGGGGUUUUUCGUUUUGCUUUGGUUUUUGUUUUGCACUUCGCCCGUGCUGGACAGUGGCGCCCCACCCGGUCAGCCGGUCAGUUCCACUCCUGGGCUCCCAUGCACUGGCCCAAGGUGGCCUCUUUGGGGCUUGUAUGGUUUGAGGAAUCACUUUUUUAAAAGAAAAAAAGAAGUUUAAGCAUUGUCAUUUUUUCUGUCUGCAUCUCCUUCCAGUUCAGCCCAGUUAGGGACUCAAAAUGCAGGAGGGGCCACCCUGGCCCCCCUCGUGGACAGUCCCCAAGACGCAGAAGCAAGGAGACUGUUGGGUGAGGGCCCGGGACCCUACCUCCUAGCCCACACGCCCCCGCAACGCCUCGAAGGAGCCGGCACCCCAGCAGCGAGUGCCUACUGCAUGCAGAUCAUCCUUAGGCGAAGUGGGGCCUCGCGGGGACCAGGCGAGGGGACAGGGCGCCCAGCCUGCCCUAGCUGGGCAGAGGUGCAAACUCUGCUUUCUGUUGGUUUUAAUUUAAAAACACAAAGGCCUAAAUAAAUAUGUAUCUUAUAAUUUU
Molecule: messenger RNA, 5343 nt
Organism: Sciurus carolinensis (gray squirrel)
Lineage: Eukaryota; Metazoa; Chordata; Mammalia; Rodentia; Sciuridae
Gene: Cbx6
Product: chromobox 6
Exons: 5
Coding region: 102-1343 (413 amino acids)
Source: RefSeq, a predicted model, not a curated record